AUGGAGGUUCUAUGGAAGAGCCAUGGGCUUUUCUAUCGUGGAAUGGUUUGUUAUCGUGUCGUUGAUGAGGCAGGGAAUAAGGAUGCUUUAAAAGAUUGUUGGGUGACAGAGGAGAAGAGAAUGCAUGAAACAACCAUCCUGGAGAUGGUCAAGGGCAUCCCUAACAUUGUUGAACUUGUAGACCAUUGGGAUGUGUAUUACAAAGGGGAGCCUGACUGUACAGCAUGCAUUCGCAGCCAAUACGACAUGGGCCAUCGGGAUGACUUGAUGUUCCGCAACAGAUUCCACCUCCACAUUCUCUUGUCCCCCUGUAGAGAGCCAUUAUCUAAAUUCAGCUCUAGACAAGAAUUGCUCACCGCCUUCCAUGCCUUUGUAGUUGCUCAUCACAUGAUGAUUAAGAAGCGAGUCUUGCAUGGGGACCUCAGUCCCAAUAAUUUUAUUGUUCAUGACGGUAUUGGUUACUUCAUCGAUUUCAAUCAUGCCUCAAUUCUAGCGGAAGGCAUGACUGGCACCUAUUUGCAUGGUACAGGGACCAUGCCCUACAUUUCUAUCCAUAUUCUUCAGGCUAUGCUGGAUUUAGCCCCACUUGGGGAUGGUGCCAACAUCCCAGGCCAGGACACUGAUCUGAACAAUGUGGACAAUUCCAAGGCGGACAACAAUGUUGACCUUGUUCCACAGGCUGUCAAUGCUCUGCAGAAUGUCAACUUCGAUACAGAUCUAAUCAAACACCGGCCCAGUGAUGACCUCAAACCUUAUUUUACAUUUUCUUUGAAUUUGUUGCUAAGUAUUGGGGGCCACAUGGCCAAUUAG
This is a messenger RNA of Suillus bovinus, 810 nucleotides long. RefSeq lists its product as uncharacterized. The transcript is spliced from 3 exons. Gene Ontology annotation, biological process: protein phosphorylation. NCBI's taxonomy places the organism in Eukaryota, Fungi, Basidiomycota, Agaricomycetes, Boletales, Suillaceae. Gene Ontology annotation, molecular function: ATP binding; protein kinase activity. The record is from RefSeq and is a predicted model, not a curated record. The coding region runs from base 1 to 810 and encodes 269 amino acids.